UCCCACCCUCCUGUCAUCCAGCCCAAACGUCAAAAAAAAAUCAGAUUUUCUCUGUCUGAUUUUGACAUUUAAGAAUCUCAUAAUUUUAAGUAACAUAAAUCAUUAUUUAUUUAUUUAUUAAAUUAUAAAAUAUCUUGUGAUUAAUAUUAAAAAUUAAAAGUAUAAUCGUGUAAUUAAUUUUUAAAUUAGGGUAAAUUAAAAAAUUGAGGUUAUAAUUGUAAAUUUAUAAAUAAAAAUAAAUUAUAAAAUGGGCUCAUUGACAAGUAGACAAAAUGCUGGUGUUGAAGAAGUUGAUAUUGCAUCAAAUCAUGCCUACAAAUAUCCACCAAGAUCAGGAAAUUAUUUUGGAAGUCAUUUUAUAAUGGGUGGUGAACGUUUUGAUACACCACAACCAGAAGCAUAUUUAUUUGGUGAAAAUAGUGAUUUAAAUUUUUUGGGUAAUCGUCCAACACCAUUUCCAUAUCCACCACCACAAGCAAAUGAUCCAACAAAAACAUUAAAAUGUCUUGUUAAUAUUAGAAAAGAAUCAUUACGUUUAGUUAGAUCAACUGAACAACCAUCAUCAUCAUCAUCAGAAUCAAAUGAAACAAUAAAUGCAAUUAAAAAUUAUAAUGAUAAUGAUACAAAAAAUAUAAAUAAAAAAACAAAUAAAUAUAAUAUUGAAUUUACAUUUGAUUGUGAUGUACGUUGUUCAAUAAAAAUAUAUUAUUUUUGUACUGAAGAUAUAACAACAAAAGGUAUAACAUAUUUAUCACGUGAUCCAACAAUAAAUUCAGAUACAUAUUAUUAUAAAAAAGGUACAAAUCAACAAUUUAUACAACACAGUCAUAUUAUUGAGCCUAAAAAAUAUAAUGAUGAUGAUUUAAUAUAUAAUAUUGAUAAAGAAAUAAUACCAGUUGCAAUACAUUGUAUUGCUGAUGAUGGUAAUGAUGAUACAAAACAAUCACAUACAACAAUAGCUAUUAUUGAAAAACAUUCAGAUGAUUUAUAUUUAUUAAAAGCUUUAAAACAAAAAUUAUAUGUUGAUGGUUUAUCAUAUUUAUUACAAGAAAUAUAUGGUAUUGAAAAUAAAAAUAAUGAUAUUAAUAAACAACAAGCAAGUAGUGAUGAUGAUAAUGAUGAUAAUGGUUCUGAAUGUGUUAUAUGUAUGUGUGAUGUUAGAGAUACACUUAUAUUACCAUGUAGACAUUUAUGUUUAUGUUAUGGUUGUGCUGAUAGUUUACGUUAUCAAGCUAAUAAUUGUCCAAUAUGUCGUUCACCAUUUAGAGCAUUAUUACAAAUUAAAGCAUUACAAAAAUUAAAUGGUAAUGGUAUUAAUAAUACAACAUUAUCAUCAUUGCCUGAUGGUACUUGUGAUAAUAUACCAUCUGGAUAUGAAGCUGUGUCAUUGAUUGAAGCAUUAAAUGGACCAUAUACACCUAGAGCAGCUAUAUUACCACCUGAAUCACCAGAUACACCAGACACUGAUACUGCAAGUGCAAUUCAAGCUGUUGAAGUACUCAACAGAUCAUCAGAACGUACACCAGUAUUAAAGCACGUAACUUCAAAAGAUGGUGAAUUAUCAUCAGUAUCAACACGAGUAAGUGGCACAUCACCAUGUCCAACACCAGAAUUUCGUAUGUCUGUAUUAAUGGCAAAACAAGAUCAUCAUUCUCGUACACCAAGUACAAAAAUUAAACAUUCUAGUGAUACAAGCACAUCUAGAGAUAAAAGUACUGCACGUGUUAGAGAUACACUUAGACUGGUCAAUGAAAAACCAUCAUCAACUCAUUAUGAGGCACAAUGUCAAGAUGACGAUAGUGAAGCUGAAAAAUUAUCACCACUACUUGAUUCAACAGAAGAUUCUACAACUCAUAAGCUACAAAAACGUGAUAACAAUGUUGAUGACGAUGAUGAAGAUGAUGAUGAGGAUGAUGAUGAUUUACCAGUAACUGAAAUUGACAGUGAUUUAAAUUGUCAUCCCCAUUGACAAAGGCGUAUCAAUGUCUACACAAAUUUAAUGUCUGAAUCACCAGUACUACGAAAGUUUAAUAAAUAUUAAACAACAUUAAAUAGUUGUGACAUUUAAAAACUAAAACUAGACAUACCAAUAACGAUAUUAAUUAUUUAGCAACUUUUAAAUUAGAAGAAAUUGUUUUUUUUUUUUUUUAUAUAUAAAUAUCCAACAAGCAGCACUCGUUAUUUAUUAUAUCAAAUUUAGAUUUUAUAUAGUUAUUUUAAAUCAACUAAUAGCAACAAUCAUAAUCUUUUUUAUAAAAAUUAACUUAAAAUAAUAAUUAAAUGUUAAAUAAUAAUUUUUUUAAAUUAUUCAUUAUAGAUAGAAAUUUAAAUUUGUACAUUAUAAGCAAUAUUUAUAGUUAAGAAUUUUAAAAAUUAAUUUUUUAAUAUUUAUUAGGGUUAACGUGGGUCAAAAUGGACUAAUAAAAAUAAUAAUAAACACUUGACAAAAUGUACUAGUAUUUUUUAUCAAUAGAAAAUUUAAAAUGUUUCUUUUUGUUAAUUUUUUAAGGUUGAAAGUAAAAGAAAUUUCCAAUUAAUAUUUGUCGAAAUGCCUAAAAAUUAAUCAAAGAAAUUUUAAGCUUUUGUUCCACCCCCUUCCCACCCACCCAUAUUAUAUUUGAAAAAUAAAAAAUUAAUAAAUAUAAAUAAAUAAACAAUAAAAG
Molecule: messenger RNA, 2663 nt
Organism: Aphidius gifuensis
Lineage: Eukaryota; Metazoa; Arthropoda; Insecta; Hymenoptera; Braconidae
Gene: Mrgn1
Product: probable E3 ubiquitin-protein ligase MGRN1
Exons: 5
Coding region: 248-1969 (573 amino acids)
Biological process (GO): protein ubiquitination
Cellular component (GO): cytoplasm
Molecular function (GO): ubiquitin protein ligase activity
Source: RefSeq, a predicted model, not a curated record